GACCUGGAGACGGAUGUGACGGAGAACCACUGCAUUCCAGCCAGAUACUGCAGAAUACUCCAAAGUACCGAGUGAGAUUUUGACGUACGCAUCCUCUCAAAUGACAGAUUUACUCCAGUCGUCAGCUGCAAGCCCCAGAUUGUUUCCCCCAGAGUAUGGGUCUGUGAGGGAGAUACGGAUUAUGGGGGUUUAUGGGGAGGCUCCGCUUCGAUAGACAUACUUAUGGAUCACGCCCGCAGUUAGGGUCUCAAAUUUUUUCGUCUCUUCUCUCUUCAUCCUCGAGAACACCCUUUCUCGAAGAACACAACACCUCUUCGACAAUUCACUUACACCAACUUGUCUAAGCUGUUGUAAUAGACGGAUACACAAUGGGUCUUCUCACCAUCGUCGAAGAGAGGCCGACGCCGCCUUCGGUCUACAACUGGCGCAUCUACGUGCUGGCCGGCAUCGCGUCAUGUGGAUCCUGCAUGAUUGGCUACACGAGCGCCUUCAUUGGCACGACCAUCGGUCUCGACUCUUUCAAGGCCGAGUUCGACCUGACCAACAAGACGACCGCCGAGAGGCACGUUAUCAGCGAGAACAUCGUCUCUCUCUUCGUCGCCGGUGCCUUCUUCGGUGCCCUCCUCACCUACUGCCUCAGUCACUUCAUUGGUCGCAAGCGUUGUUUGGCCAUCGGAGCAACUAUUUUCUCUUUGGGAGCGGCCUUGACCUGCGGCGCCAACGGCAAUCUUGGACUCGGAAUUCUCUACGCUGGACGUGUCUUUUCGGGUUUGGGAACUGGAGUUGCUUCUAACAUUAUCCCCGUUUACAUCUCGGAACUUUCACCGCCGGCUAUUCGUGGUCGUCUGGUCGGUCUCUACGAACUUGGCUGGCAGAUUGGUGGUUUGGUUGGUUUCUGGAUCAACUUCGGUGUUGAGAACAGUGUUCCUGUCGGCCGCUCGCAAUGGAUGAUCCCUUUCGCAGUCCAGCUGAUUCCUUCUGGUCUCCUUUUGGCUGGCUCCUUGUGGAUUCGUGAGUCUCCUCGAUGGCUCUUCCUCCACGACAAACGCAAGGAGGCUAUGGAGAACUUGUGCUGGAUCAGACAGCUGGAGCCCAAUGAUGUCUACAUUACCGAGGAAAUCGCCGGUAUCGACAAGAUCUACGAGUCCACCAAGGCCACCGUUGGGUUUGGCUUCUGGCAGCCCUUCAAGGCCCUCGGUGCCCGUCCCUACCUGCAGUGGCGUCUGUUCCUGGGCUGCAUGCUGUUCUUCUGGCAGAACGGCUCCGGUAUCAACGCCAUCAACUACUACUCCCCGACCAUUUUCUCCAGCAUCGGUGUUGAGAGCAAUACUGUCAACCUGAUGACUGGUAUCUUUGGUGUCGUCAAGGCCGUCAUGACCUUUGUCUGGCUGCUGUUCCUCGUCGAUCAGCUCGGAAGAAGAAAGCUUCUUCUCAUUGGUGCCAUCACCGGUUCUAUCUGCAUGUGGGUCAUUGGAGGCUACAUCUGCAUUGUCGAGCCGACCAAGAACCCUCAAGACCACUUGACGGGCAGUGGUAUCGCUGCCAUCGUCUUCUUCUAUCUGUGGACCGCCGUCUACACCCCUACCUGGAACGGUACGCCCUGGGUUAUUAACUCUGAAUUCUUUGAUCCCAACUUCCGUUCCUUGGCAAGUGGUGCAACCACCGCCAGCAACUGGCUCUUCAACUUCCUCGUCUCCCGUUUCACGGAGCAGAUGUUCGCAGCCAUGGGGUACGGCGUGUACUUUUUCUUCGCCGCCCUGUCAUUCCUUGCCUUCUUCUUCGCCUUCUUCCUCAUCCCCGAGACGAGCGGUGUUCCCCUGGAGAAGAUUGACAGACUGUUCGAGAUCAAGCCCGUCUGGAGAGCCAACGAGACGUUGAUGGCCCAGCUGAGGGAAGAGGAGGUACAGUUCCGCACAGACAUCAAGGACGAGGUUAUUCACAAGGAGCAGGGCACGUCGUCGGAGUCGGACUCCCCAUGAAAGAUGAAAGAAGCUGCGCUGGCAAACGCAGAUUCACACAUGACAUGAUUACGAACAGUACAUAGACAUGGAGAUAGAGCGGCAUUUUGAUUUAUCGCGAAGGGGCAUCUGUUUGCGAAUACCCGGCAUCGAGUUGUCUGCAAUCUUGAAUAAAAGACAUUUCAUGGCUCGAGCUACCUGAACGCUUCAUGAUGCACUUGAUU
This is a messenger RNA of Colletotrichum acutatum, 2182 nucleotides long. RefSeq names its product general substrate transporter. The record is from RefSeq and is a predicted model, not a curated record. Gene Ontology annotation, molecular function: carbohydrate:proton symporter activity. The coding region runs from base 369 to 1979 and encodes 536 amino acids. The transcript has 4 exons. Lineage: Eukaryota; Fungi; Ascomycota; Sordariomycetes; Glomerellales; Glomerellaceae. Gene Ontology annotation, biological process: transmembrane transport; carbohydrate transport. Gene Ontology annotation, cellular component: membrane.